AUGUUAAAGAAAUUAAAGAAAAUCAAUGAAACGCCUAUAGAAUUAGAAAAACUAACAACAAAAUAUGUUGUUGAGGUAGUACCACAAACUGCAACAGAAUUUAUUAAGAGUGAAUUAACAACGACACAGGAUCAACUAACAACAAACACAAAUUUAAAUGUGGACUCAUCUAAAAUAUGUUCUAGAGAAGACAAUAAAAAAGAUAAAUUAAAAACUGUAACAAAUCAAAAUAAUACAAACCUCAAAAACAACUCGGAGACAAUUGUGGAAAAAUCCUUAAAAGUUGUGAAACGUAAACCAUUUAUAGUGAAUCAAAAAAGUUCGGAAAUUUUAGUAACCGAUGCCUUGAAAAAACUUACCAAAAAAUCUGUAGUCAGCACUAAAGAGAAGCCAGUACAAUUUGUCUCCAAUCCAAAUGAAGUCAACACUUGUUCGCUCGCUUCCCAAGGCAGUGUUAUUAUCGAUAAACAAUUGUCGGUGGCGGGACCCUUUAAAAAGGUGAAAUGUGUCUACACUAUAUUAAAUAAUGAUCAAAUCAAUACCUUGCGCAAACAUGCCCAAGAGGCUGUAAAACAAAAUAAAAUUUUUACCAUACGUGGUAACUACAAUUCCGUACGUCAUGCUCUUAAAUCUAGGGGUUGGGUGGAGAAACUGGAAAUGCAUCGCAAGUCAGGACCUUUACCUUCUAGUCAGAUCAACAUCUGUGAUUUAUCACAAGUCUUGCCCAAACGCAAGAUGGGCGAAACUCAGCGACAGUUUAUAGCCAAAGUGGAGAGAAAUAUAAUGUCACGUUAUAUAGAAAAUGUGUUGUGCGAUUUGCUCUGGACACCCCAUAAGGAGAAGGCCGACUAUAUGGAGCAGUCUAAGAAUCCCAGUAUGCUGAUCAAUAAAUUCAACAGAGCUCCCUUUACCAAUAAGGAAAAUUUAAAUGCUUUUCUGCGUGAUAUGACCGCCUUUUAUGAAGAGGGUGUAGCCGAUAUUAAAUUUCCUCGAUGUUUUAAUGUAUGGUCUCCCGAAGAACUCAACGAGUUCAUAGAUCAUUUUAAACUAACCGCCUGUAUAGCCUUUGUACGUUGGCUGGUUGACAAAUAUGGUGAUGGAGGUUUCGAUGCGGUUUUUUCGGCUACCGGCAAAAUACCUUACAAUUCUAUUGAUUUUGCAUUUAAACGUUGUCUUGAGUACAUUGACAAUUGCCAACAUAAUGAUAUCGAUGUUGAAGAUCCAGCACGCAUUUGGGAGCAUGACUGGGAUGCUUUUCUCCAUCAGCACUAUCAAAUGACACAUGAGGGUUUUAAAAUUCUUGCAGAUCCGCAAAAGUUGGUGGAAAGUGUUAUAACGAGAGGUUCACAUAUAUUAGACAAUAUUCAAUACUACUGGCCUCAAUACUCCAUCGAUGGCUAUCAAAAUCUUUGGAUUAUAAAACCGGCCAACAAAUGUCGUGGACGUGGUAUACACUUGAGUAAUAAUCUUAAGAAAAUUGUGAAUGUCGUUAAUCCAUCUAUUGCGACGAAAAGUCGUUAUGUGGUACAAAAGUAUAUGGAACGUCCAUUAAUAAUACAUCACACAAAAUUCGAUAUACGCCAGUGGUUUUUAAUCUCCAGCAUUCAUCCUCUCAUGGUUUGGAUGUACAAAGAAUGUUAUUUACGUUUUAGCUCACAGGAAUACACGCUGACUAAUCAUCACGAGUCGGUGCAUUUAACCAAUCAUGCCAUACAAAAGAAGUACACAAAUAAUGGAAAACGCGACAAGCGUUUGCCAAAUGAGAAUAUGUGGGACUCGUAUUCAUUUCAGGCAUAUUUAAGGCAAAUUGGUAAACAAGAAUUUUGGUUGGAACGUAUAUAUCCUGGUAUGCGAAAAGCUAUUGUCGCUUCUGUUUUAGUUUCUCAGGAUCACAUGGAGAGAACGCCCAACACAUUUGAAUUAUUUGGUGCCGAUUUUAUGAUAUGCGAAAAUUUCUAUCCAUGGCUAAUAGAAAUUAAUUCUAAUCCAGAUCUGGCUGCCUCUACAAGUGUAACGGCACGAAUGUGUCCCCAGUGUCUGGAGGAUGUCAUAAAAGUGAUGAUCGAUCGUCGUAAUGAUGCCAAGGCCGAUGUGGGAAAUUUCGAAUUAAUUUAUCGACAAAAUAUACCGCCUACACCAGCCUAUAUGGGGCUUAACUUAAUAGUUAAAGGCAAGCAAAUUUCAAAUCGUUCAAAUUCCCAUCACUCCUAUCAAGGUUUGCAACGCAAAGAAAGAUCCCUACAGACUAGCCAGUUGUAUAAGCACCGAACGUCCCUAGCUCUGACAAAUGUCUCACAGGUACAUAAACCCAUGCCCGCUUUUAAUGCCACUGAGUUUAUAGAAAAAUGUAUGGUAGAGGUGGCCAUGAACAGUCCGCGCACUAAAAGUGUUUCCUCUCUGACGAGUAUCAGUGAAAGUAACCCACAUUUUAUGACACAUAUUAUACCCACAGACAAAUGCCGAAAAUCGUUUGCCAAUCUCACAGUAGCUGCUGUGGGCCGUUGUCCAGCCAAGAUCUGCAGUGCUAAGUCCUCUCUCUGCUCGUCUAUGUAUUCCACUCUUAAACGUCAUCGAAGUUGUGGUCCCAGGUUGUCAACGAAUUGCGUGGCGGAUUGUAAAUAUACUCAAAAAUCUAAAUUUUUUGUGGCCUCUUAUAAUCAGCAAAAAGCUUUGCAUUCAUCUAGAAAUGUGGUACGUGUAAAGAAGGCCAAUCUAUUGGAUACACCUGUGUUAACUAUAAGUAAAUCGGCGGAUAAUAUAAAGGAAUUAUGUAGUCCCCUUAAGAAAGCAUUAAAAUGCACUAAAAGCCUAAGUCCCAUGAUGCCUGCCAAAAAAAAUGCCAACAACUCAAAAUCGCAUUUAUGUUUAGGAUUUAAGACAAAAUCGGAUAAAGGCGAAAAUAAUGCCAACACGAUACAUGCAAUUGGUAAAAGUAUAUCCAACUGGAAUAUUAACAAAAGACAAAUCAGUCCGAAGACAAAUGUUUAG
This is a messenger RNA of Calliphora vicina (urban bluebottle blowfly), 2988 nucleotides long. It is a transcript of the gene TTLL3A, whose product is annotated as Tubulin tyrosine ligase-like 3A. Gene Ontology annotation, cellular component: microtubule cytoskeleton; axoneme. The record is from RefSeq and is a predicted model, not a curated record. The transcript is spliced from 3 exons. NCBI's taxonomy places the organism in Eukaryota, Metazoa, Arthropoda, Insecta, Diptera, Calliphoridae. Bases 1 to 2988 code for a protein of 995 amino acids. Gene Ontology annotation, biological process: cilium movement; protein polyglycylation; cilium assembly. Gene Ontology annotation, molecular function: protein-glycine ligase activity, initiating.